Messenger RNA from Cynara cardunculus var. scolymus (artichoke), 649 nucleotides. Its product is annotated as 60S ribosomal protein L7-4-like. Gene Ontology annotation, cellular component: cytosolic large ribosomal subunit. Lineage: Eukaryota; Viridiplantae; Streptophyta; Magnoliopsida; Asterales; Asteraceae. The record is from RefSeq and is a predicted model, not a curated record. Gene Ontology annotation, biological process: maturation of LSU-rRNA from tricistronic rRNA transcript (SSU-rRNA, 5.8S rRNA, LSU-rRNA). Gene Ontology annotation, molecular function: RNA binding; structural constituent of ribosome. The transcript has 4 exons. The coding region runs from base 1 to 567 and encodes 188 amino acids.
AUGCUCACCGUCUCCAUCUUCUCCCAGCUUACCGUCGACUCCUCCAAACCGUCGUCGCUCACCGUCUCCGUCGCCGUCUCCCACCGUGGUCGUCGCUCACCGUCUCUGUCUCCCAUGGUGGUCGUCGCCUCCCAUCCCCUUGCGAAGCUGCCGCCGAUAAACACUUUCUCUUCGCCGCCUUCUCCCAUCACGCAGCAGGUAAGCAGGGAGUUGAUUCAGUUGAAGCGUGAGGCAAGGUUGAGAGGGGGAUUUUAUGUGAACCCUGAAGCCAAGAUGUUGUUCAUUAUUCGUAUUCGUGGUAUCAAUGCCAUGGACUGUCUAUUAUGUAUGAUCUCCAUGUACUGUCUUUGGGGGCUCGGAAAAUUCGGCAUAAUCUGCGUUGAAGAUCUUAUUCAUGAGAUAUUGACUGUCGGUCCUCAUUUUAAUGAAGCAAACAACUUCCUGUGGCCAUUCAAGCUGAAGGCACCUUUGGGUGGUCUAAAGAAGAAACGAAACCAUUACGUUGAAGGCGGAGAUGCCGGCAACCGUGAAGAUUUCAUCAACGAGUUAAUCAGGAGGAUGAAUUAAUUAGCUCGCGGUUUUGAAACUCAGGAUUAAUAGAUUUGUUUGCUUUUGUUUUUAUGAUCUUUGAGAGCUGAGCACUUCCAUC